This is a messenger RNA of Homarus americanus (American lobster), 327 nucleotides long. Its product is annotated as protein qua-1-like. The transcript has a single exon. NCBI's taxonomy places the organism in Eukaryota, Metazoa, Arthropoda, Malacostraca, Decapoda, Nephropidae. The coding region runs from base 1 to 327 and encodes 108 amino acids. The record is from RefSeq and is a predicted model, not a curated record.
AUGGGUGAUGGCAGUGACGGUAUGGGUGAUGACAGUGACGGUAUGGGUGAUGGCAGUGACGGUAUGGGUGAUGGCAGUGACAGUAUGGGUGAUGGUACUGACGGUAUGGGUGAUGACAGUGACGGUAUGGGUGAUGGCAGUGACGGUAUGGGUGAUGACAGUGACAGUAUGGGUGAUGGCAGUGACGGUAUGGGUGAUGGUACUGACGGUAUGGUGAUGACGGUGACGGUAUGGGUGAUGACAGUGACAGUAUGGGUGAUGGCAGUGACGGUAUGGGUGAUGGUAGUGACGGUAUGGGUGAUGGCAGUGACUGUAUGGGUGAAGUAA